AUGGAUGCACAUCGAGAUGGUGAACAGGCUAAUGAAGAUCUACUGAAAUUACUUGAACAUUUCAAUCAACAAACAUUAUUUGUUAGCAUGGUUUUUGAUGCAAAUAGAAAAGAUUAUUUAUCAUCAUUUCAACAUUAUUUUCAGGCAUUUCGUAGUGCUAUUCCUAAAAUUCAACAGGUUCUUCAAGAACUCGUUUAUGAACAAGAUAAACACUCUCAUGUUCUAAUGAGUUUAGUCGAAGAAAAAGAUUUGAAGGCUAUUCGAGAGAUCUAUCAACGUUAUAUUCGAACAUUUCGUUCGACAUUAUCCAAUUAUAUUGCUUUUCGUGCCGAAAUCAAUACUCUCUUUGAUGUGGAAACAUACAGUCGAACAUAUGCACAAAUCGAAGAAGAAUAUAAUAAAUGGUCGCGUAGAAUUCAAUUGGUAUGGCCGGCUCAUCAAACAGCUGGACAAAUGAUCAAGGAAUCAUUUGAACGACGUCUAUACUCAUUACCAUUACGCUAUAUCGGUGCACAACAUUUUGAACGCAUUCGACAACUAGAUUGGAUUGAAUCAGCUCAAGGACUUCUCUACGGUGUCAAUGCUGAUAAUGAAAAUCUGGAGAAAGGUACACGUGAACUUCUAUACACAUACAUACGUGAAACAUUCCUUAUGGGCAUCUGUGAAUUUGCUUUAUUAGCUACGGGUCACGAGAAAUUCCUGAGUCUUGUUCGAUUAGAAUAUCAUCGAACGACACGUGAAAUGCUUCGUCAUGCUGUUGAAGCUAGCAAACAUGCUCGAUACGCUAAAAUGGCCUAUGCUGCUCAUAGUAUCUCUCAUUAUCUUCGAAUAUUGGUCGAAUCAUUUCCACCGACUAUUCAAACAGCUCAGAAGAAAGAAAUUCCAGUUGCUGACACUAAUCCUCGCCGAUUAAUUUAUAAUAAUGAGGCUUUUCUACCUGAAAUUCGUAAUUCUGAAACGGCUAGUUAUCCACCUGCAACACGAAAUACAACAAAAGAAUUAUAUUCGGCGAUACGAGGUCUAUUACUUCAGGAUAUUACAGCGAAUUUCUUUGCUAAUGUUGUGAUUGAAGUUCAACGCUAUGAAUCAAUUUAUAUAAAGAAUUCUUUACAGCAGCGCCUUGAUCAGAUGUCAAAUGAAGAAAUAGCUCGCCUGUCUCAAAUUGAUGUUGAAGAGCAUCUGCGAGAAUUUCAAAUGAUUUAUGAUAAAUUAACUAGUUUAGAAGAUGCUUGUGAAGCAACAGAGCGUGCCUGCCAAUUAUUUGAUGGUAAAGUAAUUGUUGAUUUUGCAAGUAAAAAUGAUCCAACCAAAACUAUCUUUCGUGAAAAACGAAAUCGUCGUCAUCGCGAUAUUACGAAUAAAUUUUAUCAAGUUAAACCAAAGAAGGAUGAUGCUAAAAUAAAAGCAGCAGAUAUUCAAUUUAAUGCUUUUCAAGAUGAAGAUGAAUAUCAAUUGAAAAUAUUGAAUGGUGAUCAUCUAGCGUGUCCAAAACAUCUUCAACUGUACCGAGAUGAUGAUUUAAAAGAUUUGGAAUAUGGAUUUCUUCCUGGAGAUCAUUUUCGAUCUCACCAACAGAAAAUAAAUACAUCGAGUGAAAAAAACAAACCCACGGUUAAUUUAUCAGUACCUAAAGUCACCAGUACAGAUAAAGUGGAAAUUAAUGGUGUAAGUAGUAUGUAA
Rotaria socialis is the source of this 1680-nucleotide messenger RNA. Lineage: Eukaryota; Metazoa; Rotifera; Eurotatoria; Philodinida; Philodinidae. The record is from the annotation of a GenBank genome assembly.